UCGGGGGUUUGGGGGACACGCCGCGGUUUUGGGGACAGGGGAAACCCCACCAGYGCGGGGGAGACACCUCAGCCAGAGCCCACCGUGUCCCACUGAGCAUCCCUCCCUCUCCCCGGCCCCCCCAGGACGCGGCGGCGAUGCUGUGACCUACAUUCGCGACAAGGAGGUCCCCAGCCCGCCGCCACCGCCGCCGGGCCAUGAAGCGACACAAGUGACGGGGCCGGCGUGCCCGCGGCCAUGGCCAGCCCGGCACCAUGGCUGCGCUGGACACAAACAGAGCUGACGCGCUGGCGGGGCGAGGACGACGACGAGGAGGAGGAGGAGGAAGAAGACGACGACUUUGAAAGGCGGAUGGACGAGGAUGGGGUCAUCGGCCUGGGGGAGGGGGCCAGGAGCCCACCGUGGGGUGACAGCGAGGAGCCGGAGGAGGGGUCCCCGGCAGAGGAGGGGCGCUGGCAGCCACGGCAGCAGCUGGCCGAGGAGGAGGAGGAGGAGCGGGGCAGCUCCGGGGGGGACAGCGAUGGGGAGCCCUACCCCGAGCUCUCCUCCGAGGGCCGCUGGGGCUCGGGCUCCAGCGCCAGCCCCGAGGCGCUGCGGGACGGCCGCGCUCUCUGCCGGCCCCGGGGCUGCAGCACGGACGGGGGRGACACCUCCGGGCUGUCGGACAGCAGCCCUGGCCCUGCCAGCCCGUCCCGCCAGCACCGGGGCUGGGGCCCGGCCGGGAACACCGUCGAGGGGUGCAGGCAGGAGUGGACCCCGAGACGGAGCCUCCCUCUGCCCCUCUCCRCCGAUGACCCCAGCCCCGAGCCCGUCCCCGAGCCCCCGACAGCUGGCACAGGGCUGCCAGCCCCCGGCCCCGCUGGCUCGGCACCCUCCGGGGAGCCCCGGGACCCCGGGAAUGCCCGCCCAGGGCACGGCAGAUCCCGAGUGCCCAAGAAAGCGGCGCCCGCCGUGGUGCCCCCCAAGCCCCGGCAGUCGCGGUCCCUCAGCCCCCGGAGGCGAACGGGGGGCAAGGGGACGAGGGAUCCCUCGGGAACGGGCACCGAGGGCACCCGGUACGGCCGAGGGCGGCUCAACCACCCCCUGCCCGACCUGUCCAAGGUGGAGGCGCGGGUGAAGUUCGACCAGAGCUACCGCCCGCCCCGGGGCCGGGUGCUGCCCGCCCGCCCCCGCGGCCCCAUCGGCUUCAAAUCCCCGGCCGAAAUCGUGCGGGAGGUGCUGCUGAGCAGCGGGGAGGGGGUCCCCGCGCAGCCCCCCAGCACGGCCGGGCUGCCGCAGGAGCUCCGGUCCCCCAGACAAGCGACCGCGCUGGUGCAGCAGCUCCAGGACGAUUACCACAAGCUGCUGACCAAGUACGCCGAGGCCGAGAACACCAUCGACCAGCUGCGCCUGGGCGCCAGGGUGAGCCUGUUCUCCGACCCGCCGCAGCCCAGCCGCAGCCUGGCCAUGGGAACCGUGGGCACCGGCUGCCGAGUGAUGACCCUCAGCAUCCCGCAGGCACGGACAGCGGCUCUGGGCAUGGCCACAGCCCCGGCCACAGCGCCGGCCACCUCACCAGGUGCAGCUGCAGCCCCGGCACCGUCAGAGCAGGGGAGCUCAGCCCAGCCCCGGUGYCCCCCUCAYCCCGGAGGGGGCUGCCCCACCUGCCCCGGGCUGUGCUGCUGCCCGGGACCCCGGCUGACCCGGGCACUGGAGGGGCAGAGCCGCCGGCUGCAGGCACAGGUGGAAUCCUUCGAGAGCUGGAUGCGUGCGGGGACCCCCACGSCCUCGGAACAGCUCCAGAGGAUGAGGAUGCUGAAGGACGCGCAGGAUGCCCUGGAGCGGGAAUACCUUCGGGGCCGGCAGCUGCUGCCGGGGGCUGCGGGGGGGUUUGACCCUGACCGGGCGGUGGAAGGGGAGAUUUACCGCCUGGGGCUGCGCCUGGAGGGGCUGAAGGAGCGGCUGGAGCCGGGGGGCAGGCGGCAGCCCCUCUCUCAGCCCCUCCCGCAGCCCCUCCCGCAGCCCCCACCGCAACCCCGCUGCCCCCCAGCCCCGUCCCCACCGCCGGCCGCCCACUCCCCGGCCCCCGAGAGCCCUGCGCUGGUGGAGGCUCCCMGGGGGACAGCGGGGGACAGCGAAGGGGUGGCGGGGSYGCUGCCCUGGCCCCUCUGGCACAAGCAGCGCCAAGUGGAGGAGGAUUUCGGGGAGCUGCUGGAGCAGUACCAACAGUUGAAGUCGUUGCCGGAGUCGCUGAGCCUGGAGCGGCUGAGCCUGGCGGGGAGCGGGUCCCAAGAGGAGGUGGACGCACCCCCAGCAGGGGACGGUGGCCUCAGCGAGGUCCCCUGCAGGACACGGUCAYUCGAGGAGGGGGCCGAGCUCCAGACCCUGCCCUUGCACCUCCUGGAGAGAAGAGCUGCGACACUUCCCCCCAAAGGCCCCCCWAACCUGGGGGACACACGGGGCCAUCCAUCCCCUGCCGCUGCUGAGGAGCCACCGGCGGCUGCCACCCCCUCCCUGGGGGUCCCCGGGCCACCGCGGGUGUCCCUGUCCCGCCGCAGCAGUGGCACGGGCAGCGCUGCCACCCAGCACGGGCUCCGCAAGGAGCAGCGYAUCGUGUCCCCGGAGACCGACAGCGGCUUCGUGGGCUCGGAGGCCAGCAGAGUGUCCCCUCCCGUGCACACCCCCGAGCACCACGGCCCCGGCGCUGGGACUCCGGGCUUGCUGGGACCGUCCAUCCCCCUCCCCAUCGCCAUCCCCACUGCCCUCCGCACCCCACGGAAGAGAGAGACCACCCCGCUGCCCUCCGAGACAGCGCUGCUGGGCAUCUACCCCCCGAGAGGGCAGGGGGGCGCGGGGGGACCCCGGCUGCCCCCCAGCAGCCCCUCCCAGAGCAGCUCCCCCCCUCGCUGGGCCGAGAGCGCGGGCAGCGAGGCAGGGCCGGACCCCGAYGGUGACAGCGCUCACACGGACUCGGAGGCGGGUGACAGGAGCUGUGCCAGCACCGGUGGCCACCCCGCGGCCAUGGCCAGGAGCCCAACCAGCCCCCUGCCAUCCCCCGAAACGCCAUCCCCCACCCUCCUGUCCCCCGAGCUGCCGUCCCUGGAGCCGGCUCCCUGUGACCUGCUGGGCUCCCGCCUGGAGCGCGACCAGGCCAUCCGGGCGCUGCAGGACGAGGUGUGGCGGCUGCGGCGGCGGCUGGAGGAGAGCCUGCGCCGCUCCCGGAGCUAUCCCGAGGGAAGAGCCGCUCCCCGCGCCGCCCCGGCCGGCCGGCAGCCGCUGGCCAGCGGACCAUCGUCCCCCCAGGACGCGCCACCCUCGGGGGACCCGGGCCCGCCGGUGCGAGGCAGAGUGGCCCCUGGGGUCACAGCCACGAGGAGGGAGAGGUCGGCAUCGCUGCCACGGGACAGACCGGAGCUGGAGCUCGGUCCGGAGCUCGGCCCCAGCAGAUCCCACCCCUCUUCCCUGAGCUCCACCGCAGCCUCCGAGUCUGACCCCGCACCCGCCGCGCCCCGGGCGCCCCCUCCCCUUCGGAAGCACCUGGGGACACCCCCGGGGACGGUGACAUUUCGGGGACAGUGCACAGGGACACGGUACCAGGUGGGGACAUCACGUGCCACCCCGGCACCCCGAGAGGAGCCGGGCACCCCGGGGUGUCCCCGAUGUCACAGGGGCAGGACRGCAUCGGCUGGAUUCGGGGGGCAGCCCCAGCACAGCACCCCCAGGAGAGCAUCCUGCCCCAGCUGCCGGGCACCCCUGGGCCCCCCUGCACCGGGCAGCAGGGACAGAGCCACACACGCAGAGCGUGGCCCUGGUGGCACCUGUCCCCCAGGCCCCAGUGCUGGAGCCGAGAAGCCGGAGCCACCCGGAAUUUGGUACCUGGCAGCUGCUCCUGCUGCCACCGCUGCCACCGUCUGCCUGGCACCCGUCCCCCUCGUGCCUUACGUGCCCUCCGUGCUCUACUGCUCGCCAGCAGUUCCUACCUCAGCCCCAGCCCCAGCCGGGGUCCCCAUCGCUGUCACCCGGCGGGCAGAGCGUCCCCCCCGGCCCCGGGGCCACCACCGCUGCCUGAGCCUGGACCUGGAGGAGCUGGAGGAGCUCAACUGGUCACUGGGCCGGGCCGUGGAGGCUGCCCAGAGCGUCCGGCUGACCACGACCCGCAUGAGCCGGGCACUGGCCGCAGAGCUGGGCCGGCCRCGGGGUCUGCGCGGCUCCUGCCUCUUCUGAGAGCCCUCCSUGCCACGGCAGYGAGAGGAGGAGGAGGAUGGGCYCCCCUCAGCAUCCCUGCACCGGCUGCUCCCUGCCAAACCUGGGGCCAGCAGGGCUGGAGCCAUCUCCAGGCUCCUGCCCUGGCUGCCAUCCCUUCCUGCUUGCAGUGUUUGUCCGUCUGUCUGUCCCUUUGCAGCACACCCCGAGCUGCAGGAGGGGCAAGGUGUGGGUAGGAUCCUCCUGGGACCUCCAGCACCGUCCCCUGGGACCAAGGAGGUGGCCCCAUGUCCCCCCCUGGGGUAGUGACCACCCCAACCCAAGCACUUCUGGGGAUGCUCUGACCUUGUGCAGGCCCUGCAUAGGUUGAGCCCCCCUUGGCAGCUGUGUUUACCUCUGUGCCUGCGUGGGCAGAAACCCCUGGAAUUCCCUGGAAUUCUCUGGAUUUUCCUGGAAUUCCCUGAAAUUCUCUGGAUUUCCCUGGAGUUCUCUGGAAUUCCCUGGAAUUCCCUGGCAUUCCCUAUUCCACCCCUUUCCCAGCCUUUGGGCCUCCUCGAGGUCUCAACCCCUGCGCCCUCUGCCCUUGGACUUGAACCCAGCAGGAUCCUCCCUGGGAAAACUCCAUUUUUCUGUGGUUUUCAUGUGAAUUUUUUAGGUAGUAAGCAGCUGAACCACUCCUUUGAGCGCUGACUGAUCUGUGAUGUGUGUGUGUGUGAUAUAUAUGGAUCUAUAAAUGGAUAUAUCUGGAUAUAGACAUAUCUAUAUAUUAAAUUACAGAUCUAUAUCUAGAGAGACAGAUAUAUAAAUCUGUGUAUAUACAGAUUUAUGUCUGCUCCUAUAGAUAUAUCUUUAUAUAGAUACAUAUAUAURAAUAUAUUCUGGUUUGCAUUUCCAGCACAACCUUUAGGGCAUUUUUGGGAUUUUUUUCUGGACAUCCCUGGAGGUGGCCGCUCACAGCAUCAUCCAGGCAGCAAAUAAAAGGGAGGAAUUGAGGUUUUUUUCCCUGGAAUUCCCAGGGAAUUUUGGGCUGGUGGAGAAUUCACCCAGUGAGCCCGAAGCAGCUGUGGGGUCUGUCCCUCCCAGCUGAGUUCCUCAUGAGGAAAUGCCUGAUGUUUUUAGGGAAUUGGGUAUGGUCAGAGCAGCUUUUCCUGGGAUGGGCCCAGCCCAAUCCCCUGCUCCAUCCCCGGCCUGUGUUUUUCUGUAGGACCUACCUGAAGUGCCAGUGUCAAAUGUAUUUAUUUCUGUUUUGAUUUGCUGUACAAACACCCACAUUUGAGGGUGGGAUCAGUGAGGAACUCGGGACUGGAGCUUUUCAAGCUGUUCUUGAGCCUGAUCCUGACACAAGCCUAGAGGGGCUGGGAAUGGGGCUGCCCCCCCUGCUGCCCUUUUGGGGUGGUUUUGGGGAAUUUUGGAGAGCUUUGGGGGAUUUUAAAGAGGCCUGGGGGAUUUUAAAGAGAUUUUUUUGUGUCUCUGCUGGCCUCUGCUCAUGCCCCAAGCUGGAAGCUGUGACCCACUCCCAGCCUAGCCAGGCUGUGAUGGGAGCAUGUGGAAAGUGUGUUAAUUAUCCCAAACGCAGUAGCCGGGACCAAAUGAUGUUUUUUUUCCCUUUAUCCCCUAUUUUUUAACGCCCUGCAGAGCCACCGAGGUGGUAUUUUGUACAAAGAAACCUAUUUUUGAAGGAAAUAAACGCGGU
This is a messenger RNA of Malurus melanocephalus (red-backed fairy wren), 5875 nucleotides long. It is a transcript of the gene AKNA, whose product is annotated as AT-hook transcription factor. NCBI's taxonomy places the organism in Eukaryota, Metazoa, Chordata, Aves, Passeriformes, Maluridae. Bases 238 to 4203 code for a protein of 1321 amino acids. The transcript has 21 exons. Gene Ontology annotation, biological process: neuroblast delamination; neuroblast division in subventricular zone; epithelial to mesenchymal transition. Gene Ontology annotation, cellular component: centrosome. The record is from RefSeq and is a predicted model, not a curated record.